AUAAUUUAUUUGAUAGUGAUUUACUUUACAAUCAAAUGAAAAAUGAACAGCAUGUCUGUAUAAGCAAUAAGCAUUAAACAUUUAAAUUUUGAGCAAAUAACUAUUAGCAAAAGUACUGUUAAAUAAGUGUUAACAAAUUAAAUGAUUAUUAUUGUUUUUAAGUCGUCUAGUAGGUAAUAUUAUACAUCUAAACCAUGCCGUUCAUGAAAGGCGCUGCUCCUAUACGGAGGACUAUACAAUAUUUGGAAGCUGGUAAGAUAGUAUUCAAAGACCGAAUUAAAAUUGUAUCCAUUCACUACAACACACUGGGUGAAAAUCAUCGUGGCACCCGAGAUUUUGUAUUUUGGCACCUCCCUCAAAUUCAAUUUAAAAAUCCUGAUGUUCAAGUGAUGACUCUUAAGAACAUGACACCAACACCAUUCAUAAGAUGUUUCAUGAGCGAUGGUAAAGAUGUAUUGAUUGAUGUUGAUAAUCGUGACAAAGAUCGAAUUCAUGACCAUGUUUUACAAGUUCUUGGAAAACCAAAAGAAACACUUGACAUGGAAGCCAGGGCUAAAGAAAAAAAAGAUAAUAUUGCCAAUUUUGGAUAUAUGUGUGAAAAACAUUGUAUGUGUGAAAUUUUUGGACAAGUUCCUUGUCCAGCAGUUGUGCCAUUGCCCAAAUCUUGGAGAGGCAAAUACAAAAAUGAAGAAUCGUAGUUUGUAACACUCGGUUUUAUGUAAAUACUUUUUUUUCAGUAUAAUGUUAAGGUUGAUAGUCACAAUAAAAUGGAGUUCUUUUCAUAAA
Myzus persicae (green peach aphid) is the source of this 786-nucleotide messenger RNA. It is a transcript of the gene mRpS25, whose product is annotated as probable 28S ribosomal protein S25, mitochondrial. Lineage: Eukaryota; Metazoa; Arthropoda; Insecta; Hemiptera; Aphididae. The transcript is spliced from 2 exons. Bases 195 to 698 code for a protein of 167 amino acids. Gene Ontology annotation, molecular function: structural constituent of ribosome. The record is from RefSeq and is a predicted model, not a curated record. Gene Ontology annotation, cellular component: mitochondrion.